Molecule: messenger RNA, 5132 nt
Organism: Paramuricea clavata
Lineage: Eukaryota; Metazoa; Cnidaria; Anthozoa; Malacalcyonacea; Plexauridae
Source: the annotation of a GenBank genome assembly
GGUUACGACAACAUGGCGGCUGUUUUUGUUUCAUUUUUUGAAGAUUUUUAAGUUUUAAAGAAAAAGAUGUAAUAAUUGUGCAGUGAAAUAUUUAAAUAUGGCUACAGUUGUGACAAACACAACAGCAAAAGCAAUCGGAAGCUAUGUUGGAGAAACAAAAAAGCAAAUUAGAGAUGGUUUGUACUGUUGUUGAUUUGGUGUGUAUCGUGAAUAUUUAUAUUAAUAUUGUUAUUUCUUUACUCUAUUGCACCACCUAUAUAUUUAUAUCAAGUCUUUAUGUCAUGUAUUUUCAAUGAUUAUGGUACAAUUCCCCAAUAUUUUCAUUUUUAGGUUUUGGAGUGUAUAAUUAUCCAAACAAAUUUUUCCGUUAUGAAGGUGAAUGGAGAGAAGGCAAGAAACAUGGUGUGUAUCAAAUUGCCAGUGAACAGUGUAGAAUAUUUAUUAAACUUUGAGCAUCCGCAGCUACAGACACACAAUGUCACCUUGACAGAGGUCUCCAUUAUCCUUUAGAAAAAAUACCACAAAUAAUAUAUCAUCUUCAAUUUUAAAAGAUAAUACCAUUCCUUUUUGGUUAUUUAAUAUUCAAUCAAAGGUCAUGGUCGAUUAAUAAUGGCAGAUGGUAGUUUUUAUGAGGGAUCAUUUGAAAAUGGUGAAAUAACUGGUCAUGGUUACAGGGCAUGGGUCCAUACCAAGAACUCGUACACUGGCCAGUUUGAGCGUGGUGAGCAGUGUGGUGUUGGCGUUAUGGUAUAUGGGAAUGGUGAUAAAUAUGAAGGUGGUUGGCAAAAUAAUAAAAGAGAAGGUAAUAACCGAUUAUUGCAAGACAAUUGCUCUUAUAGAGCUAAAUGUAUCCAGCUACAAGGUGCCCUAAAGGUGGUGUGCAGAAAUUUCUGCCUAAAAAAAUAUCGAGUGCAACGUUGACCAACUCUGUAGUCUGGUCUGUUUGAAAUGUAAUUAUACUGCAUGCAAAGUUCCUACUCAACACUCUCUUGUUGUUCUUAAUACCUGUAUUGUCUUGUUUAGUAUUGUUAUUGUACAUGUUUAUAGUCCUGUAUUUGUUUAAGUGUGCUGUUGUGGUAAAGUUAAAUAAAUAAACAGAUUAAUGAAAUAAUUCCUAAUAUCUUUAAUAAAUCAAUAAAUUCAUUGAUGCCCAUGUGGCACUUUCCUCCGAAAAAAAAAAUCAUCUGGCAGAGUAAAUGAUAGUCUUCACCUUAACUCAUUAGGAGAAGGUGAACUAAAUGAAGCAAAUGGCAAUAUUUAUAAAGGAUCAUUUUACCAACACAAAAAACAUGGUAGAGGUUAUCAGCUUUACAGGUUAGUUUUAAAAUUGGCUGAAAAUUGAAUUGUUGAAGGGAAAUGAUUUUCUGUAAAUGUUUUCAAUUGACAAAUGGGUGAGUUUUUAUUUUGUAGUAAUGGUGAUCAGUAUGAAGGAGAAUGGGUAAGGGGAAUGAAACAAGGUCAUGGUACAAUGAAGUAUAAUGAUGGAACUAUAUAUGAUGUAAGUUUUCCUGGGUGAAAGUACAAAGGAAGGACCAGGAUACUCUGCGACAUUCCGGGUCUGGUCGUAGUCUAUAUAUCCUUGAAUGCAAAUUACUGUGAGAAUUCAAAAUUAUAUAACAUGUAGGGCCAGUGGCGAGAUGACACGUUCAAUGGACAAGGCAGUAUUGUACACAUUUCUGGUGUGUUGUAUGAAGGAAUAUGGAUCGCUGGAAGGCCUGCUGGUAAGCACAAGGCUAACUAUGUUCACAUUCGUUCAGAUUAAAUAUAUAUCUUCAAUCUAUGGACUGGACGACAUUUGAAAAAUACGACGUAAAACGUCAUCUGAACACAACAAUUACUAGAAAUAUUUAAACUGCCCGGAAGUGAGUGUAAUUAAUGGACGUGUACACGUUCCAAACGUUCACGCAAAUUAGGUAGUUUUGAAAGAGGCUGAAACCGAAAUUACAUAAGUGACCAGGCUAUAGUUAGCACAUUACUCAUUAUAGUAACUAUCAAAGAUUAGAUGGUUAAGCAAUAGUUAUAUCCUGACUGCGAAAACUGUGAACGCAUUGGGACGAAAGUGUGUUCUUUCUCCUGUUAUAACUAUGUUUCUCUUUAUGAUAUGUCUCAUUGUAAAGCACAUUUUGUUUUAGUUCACAGUUAUUGUUUUGGAUUGUUGUCCACACAACUUGCGACAAACUAAAUAUUGACUGUUAUAUUUGUUAUAGUCGAGGCUUUUACCUUGGCUUUGGAUGGUUCAAAUGUAAUCGAAAUAGAGCAAGGCAAGCCUUUUAAUAUCGAGAUUUUCUGUCACACUGUCGAUGGUGAGAUUACCCAGGGUAAGCAUUGUAGUUCAUUGAGAAUGUCACCGAGGCGACGCCAUAACCUCCACCCUGUGUUUGAUGCAGUUUAAUUGUUGUGAUUAUUUUUAGACGAUGGUCGUCUUUUGCAAAUUACAGCUGGUGUAAAAGUGUCAAAUAAACGUUUUUCGAUUGAUGGAAAGCAAAAUGAACAAGAUAUUAUUUCGACUCCGUUGUACGUGAUUUCUCAUUUUCUCUUUCGUUCUGUAUUUCUUUACAAUUAUCACCAUCACAAACACAAACAUCCACUGCUAUCAAACUGUGUUAUCUAUUAUUUCAAUAUUCACGUACGGAACGUUAUUUCCAUUUAGCGACUUCGACGCCGAACCGUACCCCCUUACAGAAAUUCCUGCUGAUUGCGAGCCAUCACUUAAUGGAAGACUUGAGCCACCUUCACCGAUCAUAGAGAAUGAUGACAGGACCUCAGAACAGGUUUGCAUUUUAAGCCAGUUUUUUUCAAUCUAAGUAACCACUUCUGAUUUUGCAAGAUUUGCAGUACGUACGCACACCAUCAUCAUCAGAGGCGAGUAUAUCAGCAUUUUACUCAGUCUCUUAGCCUUGGAAGAACUAUAGAUUUCUUUACUUUGGGUACAUGCACCGCUACCGUUGGAAAGAACAGGCCUAAGACCAGGUCAUACACAAUAAGAGGCAGUAAUUUUGGCACACAAAGAAGUCCCAGUCUCAUACAUUACAGGUCAGAUUAUACCCACGUCGAGUAAGAUGUUUCGUGCAAUAUGUACAAGAAAUUACAUAUGUCCCUAAUCUCUUUCUAUAAGAAAAAGACCAGAACGCCUUCAAACUUUACAAACACCAGAACUACAUCAUAACGACCUAUAAACCCUUGAACCCUUUAGUUUUAUUUCCUCAUCAUACUGCUAACUGCUAACGUACUGAUAUUUCAGGAUCGCCCAGGCCCAGAUGACCAAGCUAAAACUCGUACCAGUCCCCCACCUACAGCAGGUGGACACAUGACCUCGUCUAGACCAGAUAGUGUACAUCUGGCAUCCUCAACAGAUGGUGAAGGAAUUUCCGAGGGUAAGUAAAGGUAGCGGGAUUAAUCAUCUGAGAACUGAAUUGCGAAGGGUACAGCCAGUGGGUACAGCUCAAACAUUGAGGGCUUUCAAAACAAGUCAGCGGCCACUGGAGCUCCAGCGUGUGUUAUGAGGUUUACUGCCAACUACUUUCUGUACUGUGCAUCCAGCUCACUUCAUUCGCAUAAUUUGAUACGAUAAACGAUCUAUCCUUAUUUUUUAGUCAUUACCAGCAGUUCACAAGGAUUUCUGUUCCCAAUAGUGCCAGCAAUUCGUACAGUCAACGGUCGCGCAACAUUUGAAAAUACUUUCCUGCCAGCGUGUUCCCGUAGUUAUUCCACGACAUUUGAGGAUAGGGAAGUGCUUGAUGGUCGAACAAGUCAAGGACAGAAGUAUGUUUUGUUUUCUAGUUUAGAUCUGGCAACAAGUCAACUACAUUUAUUGUCAUGCAAAUAUACAAGGAACUUAAUAUGUUACUCAUGCUUUUGGUUUGCAAUUUUCAAACACAGGCGGGCUCUUAAAAAAUAAAGUAAGAUUUGAGUUGAAGAUUAUUGAACUCCGCUGACACACUUACAGGUCAAAACGUGGCAGCAAGAAAGGCAGUGUCCAGCACAGUGCAACUGAUCUGGCAGAAUUAAAAGAAGGACGACGAAGGAAGGAUAAGAAAGAUGAGAAAAAUAAUGACGACAAAGCAAGAUUCUGCAAGCCAGGUUCGUGCUUUCAUUUAUUAGACAAGAGAGCAUGUCGGAUAUAGACCCUGGUUGCCGUGAUCGAAUAAAGAACACUUGUCAAUAUUGAACCAGGAAAUAAGCCAACACAAUGCAAUUCCUGAUAAAUAUUCCGUUCAACAUUGACCAGAGUAGGUCUAGCCUGCAGCCCCCAGCCCGAAAUGCAAGGAGGCUAGAGCAAUAUUUAUUCGGCAUAUUCAGAAUUCAGAUUAUAUUUUCGAAGUCAUGUAGUCACAAUGGCGCGUCAUCUUGCGAAGUUAUGAUUAAAUUUCAUCCUUUUAUAUUCUUACCAAGGUGAUUACGUCAUCAUUGUGAAAGACGUUACCAGUCCUCCGUUCCUUGGCACGACUUUACAACCAGCGUACUGUCAUGUGAAAGUGAAUGCAAAGCAAAAGAGAGCGAAAAGUAAAAUUGAUAAAAGAUGACAACAGAAGAAAUUCAGUCGUUUACAUUGUGAAGGCCAUGGAAACUUUUUUCUUGAGUCCAAAAUCUUGAGCCGUGCGAAAUAAAACGUUGAUGUCCACAACAGAGUUUAAGGCAAGCUCUCUAUGUCUGAAUACAAUUAUGAAUGGUAAAUUCGACAUAACAUUGUCAAUAUACAGGGUGUAUCAAAAAAAGCGCAAUCCUCGACUGAAAUGUAAAUUGCUAAACAAAUAAUAGACGAAAACGUUAAAGUUUACAUUCAUUUUAAAGCGUAGCCAUUCAGCUUUCUAACAGUGGGUGGUUUCUUAAAUUUGACUCGUUGGUUCGCGGCUAAUAAUACUUUACGUUAUUGCGAUUGGAGAUUAAAAAAAUUGAGAUGGAAUAAAAAAUCGUUCUCAUGAAAAUAACUGAUUUUUUCAUUAAAACAAAAAAAUGUUGCAUUUUAUUAAAUGGAUUAUAGUAGUAUAAUUAAGUAUAAUUACGGCUUUUCUUCCACUAUUUUUAACUCAGUUUGAAACUUCAAAUGCGAUAUAAUUUUGGCUUGGACCAUCUAAGCUGACUGACAUCAACUUGCUAUAAUUUCUGUUUACAUUACAUUGCAAUUCGAUGAC